AUGACAGACCUGAGUAAAGCCAACGGCUUCCCGCUCUUAAAGGACUCUAUUGAUCUUCUGUUGCUUCUUCCACACUAUCUCGACAUCAUUGAAGAUUUCAUUCAUCUUUCGUUCAGUUGUAAAACUUUGCACAAUAUCUACACUGAGCAUCCUCCACUACCUGGAUUACUAUUUGAGCCCAAGCCUCAUUUCCUCAUUGCUGGUGUCGCGCGCCAAAUUGGUGAAUGGGCUGUUCAGACAGCAGAAAAUCGUAUUGAAUUUCAUGAAUCCUUCAGAACAGAAGGAAUUUUUGGAUUGUUCGAGCUCUGCAAGAAGAGGGGAAAGCUGACCCUCGACGAGAUCUGCGACCUGAUUGAUCGGAAGUCCACUCUCAGGUCACUUGUUUCAGUUCACUGGCAACGAAUGAAUCGCAUAGUAAAUUCCGAACAUAUAGCCAUGUUACCCUAUCUACAAAUCGCAAUGUUUGGAGGUCUAUUCGCUGCUAGCGUACGCAAUUUUUGCGAGCCAGGAGUUACGAAUCCAUUGCACAUAAGCAUCAGAUUAGACUGCUGGGAUAUAAUCGAUGCACAGCCCUCUUGGAUGGGAGGCCUUCAGAUGUACGACAUAAUGAAAGUCCUUCAAAUUACCGCGACGCUACGAACCUCCACUUUCAUCUCAUUAAUGAAGCAAAUUCCUGACUGCUUCGUCACUUCAGUGCAGAACUGCAGAGAUAUUUCCUAUGAUGACACUUACCACGAUAGAAACUUUGCCUUCUCUGCUUUCAUUUACCUGCAAGGCUGGGACUCACUGGACUUGAUGUAUCAAGUUGAGGUAGGAACAACUUCACUUAACGCACAAGCGGCAAUUGAGGCUGCAAUGAUUGCCUUUCGAAUGGAAAACAGCCAAGUCACCAACUUCAAAAUCAUACGUGAUGAUAUGAUAGAAGACAUAAUGCAGGACUUGGGUACCGUAGUGGACAUUGAGCUCGAUACAUAUUUCGUUUGCGAUCGCGCCCUCUUGAGGAAUAUGUUAUAUUCGCAGGUCAGCCUGUAA
Messenger RNA from Botrytis fragariae, 1032 nucleotides. RefSeq lists its product as uncharacterized. The record is from RefSeq and is a predicted model, not a curated record. The transcript has 5 exons. Bases 1 to 1032 code for a protein of 343 amino acids. NCBI's taxonomy places the organism in Eukaryota, Fungi, Ascomycota, Leotiomycetes, Helotiales, Sclerotiniaceae.